AUUUGACACAACAUACACACGAGUCAGAAUUAUUUUAUUCAUGAAGUACCCCCGCCAAAUAUGUGAGGUAGCGGUCACCGACGAGAUUAUCCUCGCUGGUCCUUUGGCUUAACUCUUAUUGUUAUCUGGAGCUGUCUACAAGACUCUGAUUAGUAGGUUUAUUGCAUAAAUACUUGUGUUUUUCCACAGAGUUGAUAUGAAAUUUACAACGACAUAAGAAUGAAGAAGCUAAUGGAUUCUCAAGGUGCCACACUCCCUCCUCAUGUACUCAUUUUUCCGGUGCCAAUUCAGGGCCAUGUGAAUUCCAUGCUCAUGCUAGCCGAACUCCUCUGUCUUUCUGGCCUUGACAUUACAUUCAUGAUCUCUGAUUUCAGCCACAGCCGCCUCCUCAAGCAUACCACAGUCGGUUCGCGUUUCAAGCAGUAUCCUGGAUUCCGUUUCCAGGCCAUCACCGAUGGGCUUCCUGAUGACCAUCCUCGAGUUGGCGAGAAAGUCAUGGAUAUCCUGCCUUCUACCAAAAACACAACGGCACCACUCUUCAAGCAGAUGAUGGUUGAGAAGAACUUUUUCUCUUCUGAAACCCGAAGGCCAAUUUCUUGCAUCAUAGCUGACGGGUCCCUGCCAUUUGCCGGUGAUUUUGCCGAAGAGAAAGGGAUUCCCCUCAUAUAUUUUCGGACUAUUAGUGCUUGCUCCUUUUGGGCUUAUUUUUCUAUACCUGAACUCAUUGAAGCCGGUGAAAUUUCCGUUGAAGGUAUUAGCAUGGACCAACUGGUAAAAAGUAUGCCGGGAAUGGAAGGUUUUUUAAGAUUCCGUGACUUACCCAGCUUUUGCCGUGUCAACGACAUCAAUGAGCCAAACCUUCAAUUGAUGAAAUCUGUGACUAGACAAACCACGAGAGCUCAAGCAGCCAUUUUUAACACUUUUGAAGAUCUAGAAGGAUCAAUAGUAUCUCAUAUACGCAAUCACAUACCAAAAAUCUUCACCAUUGGACCAAAUCAUUCCCACUUGAAGUCGAGACUCGCAGAAAAGAAAGCCGAUAAAUCAAUUCUUUCAGGAAGUUUUUGGGCAGAAGACCGGAGUUGUCUGAAUUGGCUUAAUGCACAGCCACCAAAAUCAGUAAUCUAUGUCAGUUUUGGAAGCAUUACAGUUGUGACAAGAGAGCAGCUAUUGGAGUUCUGGCAUGGUUUGGUGAAUAGUGGACAGAGGUUCUUGUGGGUCAUGAGGCCAGAUUCAAUUGUAGGGGAAGAUGGGAAGAAUCAAACUCCAGUAGAAUUAGAGGAGGGUACAAAGGCAAGGGGUUACAUGGUAGGAUGGGCUCCUCAGGAAGAAGUUCUGAACCACGAGGCAGUGGGUGGGUUCUUGACUCACAGUGGAUGGAACUCGACUCUGGAGAGUAUUGUAGUUGGUGUGCCAAUGAUUUGCUGGCCAUAUUUUGGUGAUCAAACAACUAACAGUAGGUUUGUGAGUGAGGUUUGGAAGAUUGGGUUAGACAUAAAAGAUACUUGUGAUAGAGAUAUUAUUGAGAAAGCUGUCAGAGAGCUUAUGGAAGAAAGGAAGGACGAGUUCUUGGAAAGGUCAGAAAAUAUGGCAAAGCUUGCAAGAAAGGCUGUUAGUGAAGGUGGAUCGUCGUAUAGCAAUUUGAAUGCUCUUAUUGACUACAUCAAAACAAUGAUCACCUGAGUAUGCUACGUUAGUUUAAUGCUCUUUUUUCGGGUAGUAUGUUGUAAAACGACAUUAUAAAUUGACGUUCGAUUAUUCGCGUAUUAAAGUUUGAAACGAUUAUCUAAGGUUUCGUGAUCAUAUAGGAUGUCACCAAUUGUAUACUCGAUGGUUCGGGUGUAUAGUAAGACACAAUUUGUAAUGUGAUAAAAAUAUGUCAUUCACAAUCAGUACAUAAAGUUGGAUGCUUUAUGUUGAUAAUAUUGUAAUGUUUUUAUUAA
Messenger RNA from Olea europaea var. sylvestris, 1940 nucleotides. RefSeq names its product 7-deoxyloganetic acid glucosyltransferase-like. NCBI's taxonomy places the organism in Eukaryota, Viridiplantae, Streptophyta, Magnoliopsida, Lamiales, Oleaceae. The record is from RefSeq and is a predicted model, not a curated record. The coding region runs from base 220 to 1680 and encodes 486 amino acids. The transcript is spliced from 2 exons. Gene Ontology annotation, molecular function: UDP-glycosyltransferase activity.